GCCCCCACCACUACACUUCGACUGAUGAAAGAAUGUAUGGUGAGACUCAUCUAUUGUGAAAUGCUGGGAUAUGAAUCUUCCUUUGGAUAUAUCCAUGCAAUCAAGCUUGCACAGCAAGGAAAUCUUUUGGAGAAAAGAGUUGAGAAAAUGGUUUAACUCCAAGCAAUACUAUGUCUGCAUACACAGAAGGAAGGCAGUGUCUUGCGGGAUAUGCUUGUUUGAUAUCCUUUGUUUGAAUUUCGUCUGGAUCAUCCACUCAAGUAUUGGAGUUUCUGAGAAAAUGCGUUACAAGUGAUGAUUUAAAGUUGUUUUUUCCCCGAAUAAUGAAAGCCAGUGCACAGAUGCUCUGGUAGUGACUAAGAUUUUCAAUCUUCACCAAACCUGGGAGGGCAGGUGGUAAGCUGUUUUGAAGAAAACUUUAUAUGACCUCUGUUAUUUGGCUGUUUCUUUAUUUCUCCAUGAAAAUCAUGAACUGCUGCUUCUACUUGUCAACACAGUUGUGAAGGACUUACAGAGCACUAAUCUUGUAGAGGUGUGCAUGGCAUUAACUGUUGUCAGCCAGAUCUUUCCACGGGAGAUGAUUCCAGCUGUUCUUCCCUUAAUAGAAGACAAGCUCCAACAUUCGAAGGAAAUUAUCCGAAGAAAGGCUGUUCAAGCUUUAUAUAAAUUCUAUCUCAUUGCUCCUAACCAAGUCCAGCAUAUUCAUGAUAAGUUCCGGAAAGCCUUAUGUGACAGGGAUGUUGGAGUCAUGGCUGCUUCUUUGCAUAUUUAUCUUGAAAUGAUUAAGGAAAACUCAUCUGGAUAUAAGGACUUGACGGAGAGUUUUGUAAUGAUCCUGAAGCAGGUAGUGGGAGGCAAGCUUCCUAUUGACUUCAACUAUCACAGUGUGCCAGCGCCAUGGUUACAGAUUCAGCUUUUAAGAAUAUUAGGGCUGUUAGGAAAAGAUGAUCCAAGGACAAGCGAAUUGAUGUAUGAUGUUCUGGAUGAAUCUUUAAGAAGAGCAGAAAUAAAUCAUAAUAUUACAUAUGCCAUCUUGUUUGAAUGUGUCCAAACAAUUUAUACAAUUCACCCCAAAUCUGAACUACUCGAAAAGGCUGCCAGGUGUAUUGGAAAAUUUGUUUUGUCACCCAAAAUUAAUUUGAAAUACUUAGGUUUAAAGGCUCUGACCUGUGUUAUUCAGCAGGAUCCUAAUCUGGCACUUCAGCACCAGAUGACAAUAAUUGAAUGUCUGGACCACCCAGAUCCUAUUAUUAAAAAGGAGACUUUAGAGAUUCUUUAUAGAAUUACAAAUGGACAGAAUGUUACUGUCAUAGUUCAGAAGAUGCUUGACUACUUAAGAGAAAGCAAGGAAGAAUACGCUAUCAUCACCUUAGCUGGCAAAGUAGCAGAACUUGCUGAGAAGUAUGCCCCUGACAAUGGGUGGUUCAUCCAAACAAUGAAUGCAGUGUUUUCAGUUGGAGGUGAUGCUUUGCAUCCUGACAUCCCAAACAACUUUCUGAGGCUUUUGGCUGAAGGAUUUGAUGAUAGAAAAGAAGAUGAACAGCUACGGACGUAUGCAGUACGGUCUUAUUUAACAUUACUUGAAGAGGAAAAUACACUCUAUCCACAGAAAUUCCUACAAGUAAUGAUUUGGGUUUUGGGAGAAUAUUCCAGCCUUGCUACAGAUGUUGAUCCAGAAAUUAUUUUGACAAGGCUACACAGCUUGCUGAAGAAGACUUUUGUUACCUCUGACACUAAAGCAUGGAUUAUGGCUGCAGUCACCAAGAUAGCAUCACGCACCUCCUGCUCUAAAACAAUUGACAAACUAAUCAAAGAAUUCAGCAGCUCUCUAGAUACUUGCAUGAGACAACAUGCCUUUGAAUUGAAGCAUCUGUGUGAAGACAAAGUAUUGAUGAAAAACUUGCUUCCGUUUGAUGCUAGUUGCAAUGAUGUGGCGGUAGAUGCUUCCUUAUCUUUUCUGGAUGGGUUUGUGGUUGAGGGACUUAGCCAUGGUGCAGCGCCAUAUAAGCCUCAUCACCAGAGACAAGAGGAGAAGCUUUCUCAGGAAAAAGCUCUGAAUUUUGAACCUUAUGGAUUAUCAUUUGCUUCAAGUGUGUCCUCAUCUGGCAUCACUGGUAGACAGUCCCCCACUGGUUUAUCUUUUGGGUCUGAUGCGUCGGGUAACAGUGCUGAGACUGGGCAUAAAGAGACAAAUACUCUGAAACUUGAGGGAAUAAGGAAGUUGUGGGGCAAAGAAGGCUAUCUUCCAAAGAAAGAAAGCAAAGCUGGGAAACCAGAUGAGCCACAGGCUGCUUCUUGUGGCAACUUACUAGCAGAACGGGUGAUUGAUCCUCCUGCAUCUCAGUCUGAUCAAGUUUCCAGCCUCUCUGAGGAAGAAAAAGAAAAGCAGCAGUUAGCAUCGACAUUGUUUGUUGGGCUGGGAUCAAAUGCUGGUGUCAGCCUGAUGGGGAAAAUGGAUGUGGCUACUCAGAAGUUCAAAAGAAAAUCAAAGAUAAAUGAAACCCAAAACAGUGAGGAGGCAUCAGACAUCCAAAACGGUGAUGCUUCAACUUUUGGUCCCUUACUUGAUACAGUGCCUGUUAACAAGGAAGACUGUGAGGGAAAUAAACACACAAGAUUAAGAAAACCUUCCCUCUGUUCUUCAGAUACCGUGGAAGAUAACUUAGCAUUUGAAACACCUCAGUCCCUUAAAAAGCCUGGGCUGGAUGACAGACUUUCAGAUAGUAGGCUGUCACCGUUGUCUUUGUUUGCUGAUACUAAUAUUGAAAUUUUUCAGCCUUCUCCAAGUGCUUUGUGUGAAAGUGCCAACAAAACAUUGUCGGUCCCUUCCUUACCAAAAGAACUAGAAGAGCUCCCUCACUCCGAAGUAGUGGAACUUUGUCAGAGUGAUGCCUUAGCUCUGUAUUUAUGUAAGGUGUGGAAAGACGACUCUUUGUUGCUCGCUGUGUUUGCUUCAAAUAAAAAGGGUUCUGCGCUUAAUGCUGUGAACUUAGUGUUUGAAAAAGCAGAACACUUUCAGAUUUUGGAGAGUCCUGCCCACCAGUUCUCUGUAAUUGAAGCUCAGAGUGUGGAACAUUGCCAGAAAUGUGUUUGGAUGGACAAAAUCUGUACACAGGGAAUUCUUCCUGGCUCCAUUAGUUACCAGUCAGAGAUGGAAUCUUGCCUUGAAUUUUCAGUAACUUUAUCAUUGUUGGAUUUCAUCAGGCCAAUGGAAAUGACUACAGAAGACUUCGGGAAGCUGUGGUUGUCCCUUUCCAAUGAUGUGAAACAGAAUAUAAAAAUGUUGCCUUCUCAAGAUUCCCUCUCAGCAGCUCUGAGUAUGCUGCAACAGAAGCUGAAACUCCACAUAGUAGAUAUUAUAGGUAAUGAGGGAAUAUUGGCAUGCCAGCUGCUUCCAUCCGUGCCCUGUCUGCUGCACUGUCGUACAUACUCAGGGAUGCUGGCUUUGUGGUUCAGAUCGCCUUGUUCAGCUCUUCCAGAUGGUCUGCUCUAUCAGUGUCAAAAGGUGAUGGAAGAAUCCUAAUAACAACAGUGCCUGCCUUAACUUAAUUGGUUUGUGAAAAGCAAAUGAAAGAUUUCUAUAGUUGCACUGAUAAUUACCAAAGCUAAAUUAAGAUACUGCUUUUCAGAAGUAUUAAACUUUCUUCCAAAUGGCAUAUGUCAUAUGGACUUGUGGGGGAAGAAUGAUGACCUAACAUAUGCCUGCAAAAACAUGCUCAGGACUGUACAGUGACUAAGGAGUAAUCCAUUAAAGUAUUGUUACCUGUUUGAGUGUAAUGUACAUUUCUUAAUUUUACUGUAAAUGACUGAAAAUAUUUAUUUUCAUUACGCAGCUUUUGUAGAUGUCAACUCUAAUUUCUCAUAGCAACUACUUAAAUAUAACUUUAAAGAAAAUAAAUCUAUUAUGUUCUCAGACUUGAACACUUCCCAGGAUCACCUGAUUGUUUUGAGAACUUGUCUAAAAUUGUUUUUAAACAUUGCUGGCAACAAGACACCUAACAAGAUGCAAGUAACUUACAUAGCAACAAAAUCAUGCUUUAAAAAUAAGAUUUGAGUAACACCUCAUGACCUUUGCUUCCCAUUUAAGUGUUGACAUCUAAGUAGGGUCUUGGUAGGAGGCAGGCAUGUGAAAUUGUAUGGAAGCACCUCGGGUAUGAUCUGAGGCUCUUCAGGUGACUUCCUGUCUGCAGUUCUUCCUGCGUCAUGUUUCAGUCACACUCUGUUUCUCCAGGGCUCUGCAGCAGUCACUGAAUCUUGAGUAUGUCCAGAGAUGUAUUGUGUAGAUCAAGUCUGAGAGCAGUGAGGUGGGGUAGUUGGCUUGUGGGUAUGUUCACUGCCUGUCAGUCUUAAUCAUGUGUAUUUAAUCUGGCUUGUAUCUCCGUCCAUGAAAAUUUAUGUGGAGGGAACUCUCAUUUUUAUUUUCUAAUUAUUAAUAGCUUGAGUAUGACUGAGAAUGACAGAUGUGGUGUGUGUGUGUGUCUACUAGCUGCAGUAAGGCAUACGAGAUCUAAAUCAGUCCAGCAAUCAUGAUAAAUGUUUGGAUUGUCUCCUUUUCUUCCUGAAAUAAUUUCAGUCUUGAAAAUCCAGCAAUCUUUAUUUAGACGUUAAAUGAGAUCUUUAGUACUUUAAAAUAUUUAUAAUUGCUUAUGUUUUUAUUUUAAAACAUGAAAGGUUGUGCAGACAGUACAGACGUGGUGUAAGUGGAUUCUACAAUAGAAUUGUCUCCUUCAUGUAUACUAACAUGAAAUUGAAUGCUAACAAGGAAAUUCUUUUGUUAUCUUUCAGUUUUAUUGAUUCUCACCCAAUAAGCACUGGUGGUAAAGGAAAAUAAAGUAUUGUUUGCUAGUGUUUUGGUAAACGUUCAUGAAAUCACCAUAAGAAUGUUAAUGUGCGCUGAUGGUUUCUUUUUUGUUUAAGUCAAGCCACUUGUAGUAUUAUAAUCAAAGCUACUUUUUAUUGCUGUUUCAGUACCUCCUUGUUGAGAAAUCUGAAGUGCACUGAACCUGUAAAUAUACUUAAUGUUCUGCAUACUUUAAUGUUUACUUGUUACUUUGAGACAGUUUAUAUAAAUGAAAACUGAUUUAUAGUAGAAUAACUUCCAGCAAACUGUUUCUCUGCUGGUAAAUCAGACCUGUGUUAUGCAAUUAGACUUUUGUAAUUAUAUGAACUGUAAUGGAAGCAUCUAUUUCUGGCCUUAUGCGUUUAAACCAUUUCAGCACGGAGUUGUUCAAUGUCCUACUGUUUAAAAAGUGAAAAAAAAAACAACCUUCUGUAACUCAUGUAAAUCCUAUGACCUUUUUCACUGUAUGAAUACUGUACGUUAAGCUGUAAAUAUUCAGUUCUAAAUGUUGUGCUUACAUCACAUAAAGGGUUUUGCAGGA
This is a messenger RNA of Cygnus atratus (black swan), 5381 nucleotides long. RefSeq names its product adaptor related protein complex 4 subunit epsilon 1 (gene AP4E1). The transcript is spliced from 21 exons. The record is from RefSeq and is a predicted model, not a curated record. Lineage: Eukaryota; Metazoa; Chordata; Aves; Anseriformes; Anatidae. Bases 539 to 3523 code for a protein of 994 amino acids. Gene Ontology annotation, biological process: receptor-mediated endocytosis; intracellular protein transport. Gene Ontology annotation, cellular component: membrane coat; AP-4 adaptor complex. Gene Ontology annotation, molecular function: cargo adaptor activity.